Molecule: messenger RNA, 504 nt
Organism: Homarus americanus (American lobster)
Lineage: Eukaryota; Metazoa; Arthropoda; Malacostraca; Decapoda; Nephropidae
Product: seven transmembrane domain-containing tyrosine-protein kinase 1-like
Exons: 1
Coding region: 1-504 (167 amino acids)
Biological process (GO): protein phosphorylation; mitotic DNA damage checkpoint signaling
Cellular component (GO): cytoplasm; nucleus
Molecular function (GO): ATP binding; protein serine/threonine kinase activity
Source: RefSeq, a predicted model, not a curated record
AUGUGUCCAGAACAGUUUGCGGUUAUUAUGGACUACACUGGCGACACUUACGACGAUUUUCUCCAGUAUGCCAACACACAUCAAAAGGUUUUAACAUUGAUUAAAAUCGCGGAAGCGUUGUCUCAAAUCCACGAUAAAAAUAUCAUCCAUAAUGAUUUAAAAACAAAUAAUGUUACAGUUACCCUUCAAGAGGACCAGCCCACAGUCCAUAUAAUCGACUUUGGAAAGGCAAAAAUUCGCGGAACAUUCAAACACAACAAACAUCCAUUCAGACGAUACUGGGAAGCACCGGAAUUCACUGACGGUGACUUCACUUCACCAGAAUCUGAUACAUAUUCUUUUGGGCAGCUGGUUAAAUUAGUGGCAACACUCACCCACAACCCAGUGGUCCAGGAGGGCCUUCAGACGAUUGUUGACAUGACCACCAGCCGAUCUCCUCUCCACCGUGCAUCCUUGCCAGAAGUUGUACGCGUCAUGAAUGAGUUCCUACCAAUCGCAAACUGA